Molecule: messenger RNA, 3837 nt
Organism: Acipenser ruthenus (sterlet)
Lineage: Eukaryota; Metazoa; Chordata; Actinopteri; Acipenseriformes; Acipenseridae
Product: fizzy-related protein homolog
Exons: 14
Coding region: 343-1827 (494 amino acids)
Biological process (GO): positive regulation of anaphase-promoting complex-dependent catabolic process; anaphase-promoting complex-dependent catabolic process; positive regulation of ubiquitin protein ligase activity
Cellular component (GO): anaphase-promoting complex
Molecular function (GO): protein binding; ubiquitin ligase activator activity; anaphase-promoting complex binding
Source: RefSeq, a predicted model, not a curated record
UCUGCCUCCCAGAGUGCUGCGCGCGGGGGGGAGGUAUUAUAAAUCCUGUCUCGCUGUCAGCCAUAUUGGGAGAGAUCGAGAAGUCAAAUUUGUGAUUUUAUUUAAAACACAAACGCGAAUUCGACAGCGGUCAGGAAGGCAUGUGUUUUUUUUAAUUUUUAUUUGUUUGUCGAACAUCAGCGAGAUUAAGCAGUGUGAAACUUGAGAGAUUUGAGAAAUCAAACCGCCCCACCCCCCUCUGCUGCGGGUAACAAUAUACCAUUGCACGGCCCAUUUACGUUUGUUUUGAACUGGUAACUUCUUGUUGCUGGGCCAAAAGCUUUCUUCCGCUUCUCUUCCAAGAUGGACCAGGACUAUGAGCGACGUCUCCUUCGGCAGAUUAACAUUCACAAUGAGAACGCCAGCCCCUGUACUCCAGAAGUCAGACGGACCCUGACCCCCACAAACUCGCCCAUGUCCUCCCCCAGUAAACACGGAGACAGAUUCAUCCCCGCCAGGGCAGGGGCAAACUGGAGCAUCAACUUCCACAGAAUAAAUGAAAAUGAGAAGUCCCCCAGUCAGAACAGAAAAACAAAGGAUGCAACAGCUGAUAACAGCAAAGCGGAUGGUCUUGCCUAUUCUGCCUUGUUGAAGAACGAGUUGCUGGGGGCUGGGAUUGAGAAGGUGCAAGACCCCCAGACAGAAGACCGGAGGUUACAGCCCUCCACCCCAGAGAAGAGAAGCCUUUUCAGUUACUCCCUCAGUGCCAAGCGCUCCAGUCCGGAUGAUGGAAAUGACGUAUCACCCUACUCCUUAUCCCCUGUUAGCAGUAAGAGCCAGAAACUGUUAAGGUCCCCGCGAAAGCCAACGCGGAAGAUUUCUAAGAUCCCAUUUAAAGUGCUUGACGCCCCAGAGCUCCAGGACGACUUCUAUCUAAACCUGGUGGACUGGUCGUCACUCAACGUGCUCAGUGUGGGGCUGGGCACCUGCGUCUACCUGUGGAGUGCUUGCACCAGCCAGGUGACCCGUCUUUGCGAUCUGUCAGUGGAAGGAGAUUCAGUUACGUCUGUUGGCUGGUCGGAAAGAGGGAAUCUGGUUGCUGUUGGAACCCACAAGGGCUUUGUACAGAUCUGGGACGCAGCAGCUGGAAAGAAGACCUCAACCUUGGAAGGGCACACUGCUCGAGUGGGUGCUCUGGCCUGGAACGCGGACCAGCUCUCCUCUGGCAGUCGGGACCGGAUGAUUCUGCAGCGGGAUAUCCGUACGCCCCCGCUGCAGUCAGAGCGCCGGCUGCAAGGACACAGGCAGGAGGUGUGCGGCUUGAAGUGGAGCACCGACCACCAGCUCCUCGCCUCUGGAGGCAAUGACAACAAGUUGCUAGUGUGGAACCACUCCAGUACGAUCCCCGUGCAGCAGUACACAGAGCACCUGGCUGCAGUGAAGGCUAUCGCGUGGUCCCCACACCAGCACGGGCUCCUGGCCUCUGGCGGGGGCACCGCUGAUCGCUGCAUCCGCUUCUGGAACACCCUGACUGGGCAGCCCCUGCAGUGCAUAGACACGGGCUCCCAGGUCUGCAACCUAGCCUGGUCCAAACACGCCAACGAACUGGUGAGCACACAUGGCUAUUCUCAAAACCAGAUCCUGGUGUGGAAAUACCCUUCAUUAACACAAGUUGCCAAGCUCACCGGGCACUCGUACAGAGUCCUGUACCUGGCAAUGUCUCCAGAUGGGGAAGCAAUAGUAACGGGAGCAGGGGAUGAAACACUGAGGUUCUGGAACGUAUUUAGCAAAACACGCUCAACAAAGGAAUCUGUAUCUGUUUUAAACCUCUUCACCAGAAUACGAUAAAACUGGACAGAACAAUGCAAAAGACUUUACUGGGAACACAACAGGGGGGAAAAAACCACAUGCAUGACUCGCUCUCUCUGUAUUUCUGUAGCUUUUCCUUUUGCAAGGAGAAAAAAAAUAGAAAAAGCCAGUCAAGGACUUAGUUUCAUUUGCGUUUCGUUUGUUUACAAAAGACUGUUUCAGGACUGGUGUUUAAAUCAGGUUUGGGAUGAAAAUUAAAAAUAACAGACAUGAUUAUAGUUUUAUAAUGUACAAAGGUGUACAAAAAAAUGGUAUUGAUUCUUUAAAAUCAAGAAAAGAAAAUGUUUGUUUAUUUAUAUUGCUAAAUAUUCUGAAUGUCAAAGUACAUCAUGGAGAGCCGAUCCAAUGACAGUUUAUUUUUAAACAAAAAAGGGUUUUUAAGUUCAAACUAUAAACAUGAUGUUUCUUAGGACAUUUUUUGUUUAGCAUUCCCAGUUUUGAAGCCUGUGAUUAAAUAAUUUUCAAUGCAGGAUUCAGUUAACAGAAAAGCACUUUUAAUAGAAACAUGGGGGCUGGGACUGUUUGGCCAUCAGUGUCUUGAUAAGGUAGUGAAUGCACCUCUUCCAUCGCUUGCUCUGCUGUAAGUGUGCUCCGUGUCUUGUCUCUCUUGCCCAGGACAGUUUUGAGUUGGUUUUUGUAAAUAGUUGAUCUUGGUGAAUUUUAAAAAGGCACAGAUAUCCGGUAUCAGACACACAAGAUAAGUAUUCAGAACAGAAGACCUGCCCAAGUGAAUAUUGUGGUCCAAUUGAUUUUUACUUUGUGGCUUAUUUUUUGGCAAACCGUCAAGUGCAAGGCGGUCUCAGUCUUUCUUUGAAAUUGUAUACGCAGGUAGUGGUCUAACAACAUUACAAAGCACUCAAAACAAACCCACCCCAAAGAAACCGUUUUGGUUCCAAGAAUCCCUAUUUUUGUGGUCCAGUUAUUUAGAUUUUGUGUUUUAUAAACACGCUUUAACUUUUACACAUGUCACUGUUUCUACACUUUCUAGCUUUUUGAAUCGUUGCUGCUGUUCUGGUGUUUGUGUUCACAUGUCAUUGGUUGUGGUUCCCAAACUGCCUGAAGGGACUUGCAGUACUGGAGCCUGUUGCUUUCUGAAUGUUACAUUUCCAUUCCGUUUUUUGUCUUUAAAAGCUGGUAGCAUUUUUUUUUUUUUUUUUUUUUUGACUGCAACAGGUUUCAGUGAUGCUGGGAGAAACAUCAGCUCAAACAUUGCUGCAGUCAGCAAAUAUCAAAACGGUUGCAUUUGUAUUUAAAAAAAAAAAAAAGUAAUUGAAACAGAAGUUGUAAAUUUAAAGUUUGUUCUAAAUGCAAACUCUUUUUUUAAUACUGUGAUGGGAUUUAUUUUUGUGUGUAUCGCACCUAGACUGCCAUCUAGUAUUCAUUUAAAAAGAUAUGAAAUCUAAGGUGCAAUGCCAUCACUGAUUUUCAUAAUGCAUGCAGAUGUUCAAGUCAAGAUUUUUCUAAAAUGCAAACUUUGUAUGCGGGCCUUCUAUUUGAGUACGUGUUUUGUGGUAACGAGACCCUGUAGAAAUAGUGCUGAUUUCAAAACAUCCCACUUUAACACCUAUUGCAUGAUUCAAGUUCUUAAAACCUUAUAAUGGGCCAUAUGUGUUGUUGUUUUGUUCUAUUUUAUGUAUGGCAUGUGGCAUCUGACUGUUGGAGUGAAUGCUGUAUUUAUUUCUGUAGUGGAAGUCUUUCAACAGAGUAACUGAGUGUGAUACCAAUUGUUUAUUUGGUAGAAAAAAAAAUACUAAACCCUGCGAGAGGUAAGGUGUGAGUCUGUGGUCUGCACUCCUCUUUCGUUUCAUCCACAUUAACCAAAACUGCCAACUUGUACAGCUUAAAGAAUGUUUGGAACGGAAUAUUCAAAGAGUUUAUAACAAUCUAGAUUGUGACCCGGUAGACCACAUGUGCUGUGUAAAAGUUGUAUAUAAGUGCAGUAAAAAUUGUAAAACAGUAUCCAGACAUUAAAACUGUUAUUCCAACUUA